Messenger RNA from Bombina bombina (fire-bellied toad), 2485 nucleotides. It is a transcript of the gene ADAM23, whose product is annotated as ADAM metallopeptidase domain 23. Gene Ontology annotation, biological process: proteolysis. The transcript is spliced from 25 exons. Lineage: Eukaryota; Metazoa; Chordata; Amphibia; Anura; Bombinatoridae. Gene Ontology annotation, molecular function: metalloendopeptidase activity. The record is from RefSeq and is a predicted model, not a curated record. The coding region runs from base 19 to 2427 and encodes 802 amino acids. Gene Ontology annotation, cellular component: presynaptic membrane.
UCUGCAGAGCUAUGAACUAUGGAGGAGGCAGGCAGCUCCCUGCGGCAUCACCGUCCUGUGCCCCCACUACCAGCCCUCCUCUCCUGUCCUGCACUGCUGCGCCUCAUCUGUCUAAUGAUGCUCUCUUUUCCACAGCACUGGGGUACUACAGCAUCAGAGACAGCUCCACAUUGCAAUGAGACUGCAGGAGCCACCAACAGUACAUUGGCAGAAGAAGAAAGGACAUCUCAAAAGAAUAGCAGCAGCAGAGACAGCAACAGCUACAGUGACAGCCAUGUAUUCCAUACAGAAAUCACACUGCCAUCCAGACUUGUCUAUUAUCUCAACAAGGAAUCAGAGAGCCCAUAUCAUGUCCUUGAUACCAGGGCUAGAGAUCAGCAAAAACAUAACAAGGUAGUGCAUCUCGCCCAAACAAGCUUCCAGAUAGAAGCAUUUGGUAGAAAAUUUGUCCUUGACCUGAUGUUAAACAAUGACCUUUUGUCCUCGGAUUACACAGAGAUUGAGUACAAAGAAGGAAAACCAAAAGUAACCAAGGGUGGAGAACAUUGCUAUUAUCAUGGCGAAAUCAGAGGAAUCCUGAACUCAAAAGCAGCCAUUUCUACUUGUAAUGGUUUACAUGGGAUGUUUGAUGAUGGAAAAUACAUUUACACGAUAGAACCAGUGGACAUAAUUCAUAUUACCGAAAGCACAAGUCGACCACACUUCAUAGAGCGAACCUUACAAAACUACAUGCAACAAAAUUAUCUUGAUUCAAAAUUUGAAGGAAACAUCAGCAGCCAGCAACCUCCCGUAGCGCAAACACAGUGGUUAAGGAGGAAAAGAAGGAAAAGAGCAUUACCCGCUUCCCCUAGUGUGUUUGAUGAGAUGAAGUACGUAGAACUCAUGAUUGUUAAUGAUCAUCAAAUGUACAAGAAGCAUCGCUCCUCUCACAUGUACACCAAUAACUUUGCAAAAUCAGUAGUGAACCUAGUAGAUUCUAUUUACAAGGAGCAGUUAAAUACACGGGUUGUUUUAGUUGCUGUGGAAACGUGGACGGACAAGGAUCGAAUUCCAAUUGGUUCUGACCCUAUGAAGAUGCUCCAUGACUUCUCUAAAUAUCGACAGCAUCACAUCAAGCAGCACGCCGAUGCUGUACAUCUUCUCUCGAAUGGCACUUUUCAUUACAAGAGAAGCAGUGUAAGCUACUUUGGGGGAGUGUGUUCUCAGUCUAGAGGAGUUGGAGUGAAUGAGUAUGGAAUUCUGAUGUCUAUGGCACAGCAGCUGGCACAGAGUCUGGCACAAAACCUUGGCAUCCAGUGGGAGCCAGCAUCUCGUAAGCCAAAGUGUGACUGCACAGAAAGCUUUGGAGGAUGCAUUAUGGAGGAGACAGGGGUGUAUCAUUCGCGCAAAUUUUCCAAGUGUAGCAUUGCGGAGUACAAAGAAUUUCUGAACCGUGGCGGUGGUUCAUGUCUGUUCAAUAGACCAACCAAGUUAUUUGAAGUAACAGAGUGUGGGAAUGGGUAUGUGGAGGCAGGAGAAGAGUGUGACUGUGGAUUUAGAAUGGACUGCUUUGAAACCUGCUGCAAGAAAUGCUCUCUUGCGAAUGGAGCACACUGCAGUGAUGGCCCUUGCUGUAACACAACCUGUUUGUUCCUUUCAAGGGAGAACGACUGCCGCUAUGCAGUGAAUGAGUGUGACAUCACAGAGCACUGUACUGGGGACUCUGGGCAGUGCCCACCUAAUCUCCGUAAACAAGAUGGAUAUGCAUGUGACUCUAAUCAGGGACGCUGUUACAACGGUGAAUGCAAAACGAGAGACAAUCAAUGCAAACACAUCUGGGGAAACAAGGCUGCUGGCUCAGACAAGUUUUGUUAUGAAAAGCUGAACACUGAAGGCACAGAGAAAGGAAACUGUGGAAAGGAUGGAGAUCGCUGGAUUCAGUGCAGUAAACAUGAUGUAUUUUGUGGUUUCUUGCUGUGUGCAAAUGUAUCCAAAAUUCCUCGAAUUGGCGAGUUACGAGGAGAUACGCUACCAACACUCAUUAAUCACCAAGGAAGGGUAGUGGACUGCAGUGGGGCUCAUGUUGUUUUGGAUGAUGAGACUGAUAUGGGAUAUGUUGAAGAUGGAACCCCAUGUGGUCCCUCCAUGAUGUGCAUAGACAGGAAGUGCCUACCAAUUCAGUCACUUAACAUCAGCAGCUGCCCCUUGGGUACCAAUGGAAAAAUGUGUUCUGGACAUGGGGUUUGUAGCAAUGAAGCCACAUGCAUUUGCAGUUACACCUGGGCAGGAACAGAUUGCAGUAUCUAUGACCCAAAGAAGGAGACCAACAACAAAAAGGAUGAUUUACCCAAGGUGAGCAUGGCCACUAACAGACUUAUAGGUGCAGUGGCAGGGACCAUUCUGGCUCUGGGGGUGAUAUUUGGAGGCACAGGGUGGGGAAUUGAGUAAGCAUUAUUUUGUUAAGUUUUGUGUUUGGUGCCUACUGUGUGAGGUAAUAGUUUGUGUG